UUGCUUGAUAUGUUGGUACAAUGGCAACCCUUAAAAAUAGACCAAAACAAACAACUCUGGUUACCUAGCGAGUGUGUCAAUACUCAUUUGUUCUUUUUAUUUUCAUAACCAAAAAGGCCCCAGAGAAAGACUUUCAUCAUGUCGAAUAUGGAGAAACACUUGUUCAACCUCAAGUUUGCUGCCAAGGAGUUGCAGCGAAAUUCUAAGAAAUGUGAUAAAGAGGAAAAAGCAGAAAAAACCAAAGUGAAGCAGGCUAUUCAGAAGGGUAACAUGGAGGUAGCAAGGAUCCAUGCAGAGAAUGCCAUCCGUCAGAAGCACCAGUCCAUUAACUUCCUGAGGAUGAGUACCCGUGUGGAUGCUGUGGCCUCUCGGGUCCAGACUGCUGUCACUAUGAACCAGGUCUCUAAAUCCAUGUCUGGAGUGGUCAAGUCUAUGGAUGCUACACUAAAAAGCAUGAACUUGGAAAAGAUUUCUGCACUCAUGGACAAGUUUGAAAACCAGUCUGAGACUCUUGACGUGCAGACAGCUCAGAUGGAAGACGUAAUGAGCAGCACCACCACCCUGACAACACCUCAGAAUGAAGUGGAUCUGCUGUUGCAUGAAAUGGCCGAUGAAGCAGGGCUGGAUCUUAAUCUGAAACUUCCUCCAGGCCAGACUGCCUCACUGGCCUCAUCUGAGGCAUCAGUAGAGCAGGAUGAGCUUUCCCAGAGGCUGUCCAGGCUACGGGACCAAGUGUGACCGACUUAAUGACAUGGAGGAGAAACGGAGGCCGAGGAAGUCGAGAUGAAAAACAGGGAGCAGAAGAGAAGCAGGGAAAAAUAAAGCUGCGUUAUGUGCCUGCACACUUUGUGUGCUCCUCCCUGUUCUCGCUUUAAGGGAAAUAAAACAGAGGACUGUCACAAGAGAAAACAACGACGGUCCUGCCUUUUACUGCAUCACACUAUGAUACUGUUAAUUUGCCUGUUGAACACAUUAUUAUUAUUAUCAUUCAGUAGCAGAAACAGCAUAUAACAGCAUAUGUGUGUAUUUUUAACAAGAAGUGAGUGUUAUGUAUACUAAUACCUCACAAAUGGGUUAUGAUAUAUUUAUAAAAUUCAAAAAGCCAUUUAUUUAUUUAUUUAUUUAUUGAUUUAUACGUGUAAUGAUAACUGACUGACUGGCAUGUUGCAUUGUUGCAUUAUUCAUCUCUUUCUGCUUCCAGUGUAUAUAAAGUUAAAAACAUGGUUCCUAGUAAAUACAGGCUUUAGCAUGUUCUGAAAAAACAGGAAUUGCACUGAUUUUUUUUUUCAAAUGUAGCAGUAGCCACUCAAGGGACUCACCAUGCACGGACAGAAAGCCAAUAAAAAGUUCUGAACCAA
Melanotaenia boesemani (Boeseman's rainbowfish) is the source of this 1358-nucleotide messenger RNA. Its product is annotated as charged multivesicular body protein 1b-1-like. The record is from RefSeq and is a predicted model, not a curated record. NCBI's taxonomy places the organism in Eukaryota, Metazoa, Chordata, Actinopteri, Atheriniformes, Melanotaeniidae. Gene Ontology annotation, biological process: protein transport; endosome transport via multivesicular body sorting pathway; late endosome to vacuole transport. The transcript is spliced from 8 exons. Gene Ontology annotation, cellular component: ESCRT III complex; multivesicular body. Bases 139 to 738 code for a protein of 199 amino acids.